Molecule: messenger RNA, 1543 nt
Organism: Lotus japonicus
Lineage: Eukaryota; Viridiplantae; Streptophyta; Magnoliopsida; Fabales; Fabaceae
Exons: 1
Coding region: 369-1307 (312 amino acids)
Source: RefSeq, a predicted model, not a curated record
UUAAUAAAAAGUUUAGAGUAAUCUCAUUGAAUACACAGAAACAAGUAUCAUGGGUUUCGUUUUCAUUCAUCAUAAUUUGUCUUUACAAUGUUUCUUCUCUCCUCCACAGGUACGCCACAGAACAACAGAAUAGACACUUCCACAUGGAUUAAACUCCCUGAAAGAGCAAGAACCCUCACCUUUUGUAACCUUCAAUCCAUUGUUCCCUUUUCACGCUGUCAGGUAAUUCUUUCUUCCACCAUAUGCAAACCAAAACCAAAACUGAGCAUUGAUAUAUAAAUCAAUCCUCUGUUUUUCCUUCUUGGUACCACAGAAAAAACUGUCUUGAUCCUUUUCAUGUCGGUUGAUUUCUGAAAAACCCUUUUAACAUGAGAAGCAUAGCAUCUUGUUACAGUGAACAUGCCAUUAAAGUUUCAGAUUCUUAUUGUUCUUCAAGGCCUUCAAACCAGGCUUAUCUCUGUCCCAAACUGAACAACCCCUGUUCCAUGAACCAAGACUCUGUUUCUUGCAUCUACAAAGUGAACAUGAUCUCAUCACAGAAACAAUUCCUAAUCACAAUAACUUGGACCAAGAAACUCAUUGGCCAAGGAUUCACCAUAAACAUCACCACCAACAUUGAAUUUCCACCCUCUAAAUUCAAUACAAACCCAACUCCCCCUCUGCAAUUGAGAAAAAACAGAGGCGAUGAAAGUUUCAAGGUUCGAAACUUUGAUGUCAGAAUUUUGUGGGAUCUCUCUGCAGCCAAGUAUAAUGAAGGGCCAGAGCCGAAGGGUGAGUUCUAUGUCGUUGUUUUGGUGGAUUCUGAACUGGGUCUUCGCCUCGGUGACAAGGAUGAUGAAAUUGAUGAAACACUGGACCUGAGUAUCAUGAAGGGGAAUUUUUCAAUGGUUUCUAGGAGCGAGCGAUUCUCUGGGACUACGGUUUAUGCAACGAGGGCGAAGUUUUCUGAGUCAGGGGAUUUUCAUGACAUAUUGAUAAGGUGUGUUGCAGAGGAAGAAGGGUUGAAGAUGAAUCAUGUGUUGUCUGUGUGUUUGGAUAAGAAGACAGUGUUCCAGGUGAAGCGUUUGAGGUGGAACUUUCGUGGGAAUCAAACGAUUUUUGUUGAUGGUUUGGUGGUGGAUAUGAUGUGGGAUGUUCAUGAUUGGCUUUUCAAUCCAAACUCUGAUUCCUCUGCUGUGUUCUUGUUCAGGACAAGGAGUGGAUUGGAUAGUAGGCUCUGGUUUGAGGAGAAGAAUUUGCAGACAUGCAAGGAGCAUGAAAGAAUUGGGUUCUCUUUGUUGAUAUGUGCUUGUAAGAACCCUGAUUGAUUCAAUCUUUUGAUUUCUCUUUUUGUUUCUUAGAUUAUAUUUUUUGUUUGUCUUGUUGUUCAUCUGGUUUUUCUAAGAUUUGGAAAGCUGACAGCAGCCACUGAGAUAUGGUUUUUUGUCCUCUCUUUGGAUCAUGCCUGUUCUUAUUGGAAGAAAAUAUCAAAGUUUUAAAGAUAAUAUUGAUUAUUUGUAUUUGACUGUUAAAAAAUUUUUAAAGAAGAAAAAGAAUACCUGAA